Ahaetulla prasina is the source of this 3900-nucleotide messenger RNA. It is a transcript of the gene TGOLN2, whose product is annotated as trans-golgi network protein 2. The record is from RefSeq and is a predicted model, not a curated record. Lineage: Eukaryota; Metazoa; Chordata; Lepidosauria; Squamata; Colubridae. The coding region runs from base 53 to 1624 and encodes 523 amino acids. Gene Ontology annotation, cellular component: endosome; trans-Golgi network; trans-Golgi network transport vesicle. The transcript is spliced from 4 exons.
UUUCCUUUUCCGCUGGCAACUGGGCGGAAGUAGAAGGCGCUACUGAGCCGGCAUGGCGGUGUGUUGGUCCUGGUGUCUCCUCCUGUGUUCGCUGGCUGCCUUGGCCAGUGCGGCGCCGUUAGACCCGGGAAAGAGCCCGGGGAAAAAUACUCCAGAGUUCUCCAGUGAUCACCCACAGGUAACGGACUUGACUCAAGGUGCUUCAGACCCAGGCAGAAGUUCUGUAGACAAUAAACCACUUCAAGCUGUACAAAGUAACUUACAAAAUAGCCAGCCAGGGGCACCCCAGCAAGGUUCUGAUAAAGCGAAGGAAACAGGGAAUCCAUACGUUAAUCCCAAAGGUUCCCAAUCAGGUGCUAUUGGAUCCAACAAAGCUAAGGAAGACAUAACUAAAUCUCAAGGAAAUCAGAUAGGCAUAUCUGAUACAUCUCUUCCAAAGUUAAAAAUUAAGGACUCAAAAGAGGAAGAAGACCUAUCAAUUAAGAGCCAGAAUGCCCAGUCUGGACUUUCUGCUCAAGGCGCUUCAGAAUUAGGUCUUGUUCUGCCUAAAAAGAUUCAGAAAGGGAUAGAUAAUUCAGAAGACACUAAUGAAAUUGUUAAGAAACCAAAACAAUCACAGGACUCCUCAGCAAAAGACCCGAAACCCCAGCCAGGUCUGUCUGCUCAACAGCCUAAUCCUGCAAAGUUAGAUGCUAUUAAAGUCACUAAAGCUCCGCCAGACAUAGAUAAAUCUGAAGAAACUCAGACAGACACAUCUGGUCCAAAGUCAAAAACUAAGGACUCAAAGGAGGGAGAUGAUCCAUCAAUUAAAGGGCCAAGCACUCAGUCUGGUGUUUCUGCUCAAGACAUUUCAAAAUUAAAUCCUGUUCAAACUGGAAGCACUCAGGAAAAGAAAGAUCACCCAGAAGAAUCUAAGACAGGUUUGAACGUUGAGGAAUCAGAACAAUCAUUAGGCCUAAAAACAGACCAGAAUCCCCAGUCAGUUUUUCAAGAACCUGCUUCUGGAAAGAUAGAUUCUUCUGACGCCACCAACGCUCAGGAAGGCGUAUCUGAUAAAUCUUCUAUUCCAAAAUUAAAAACUAAGGAAUCAAAGCAGGAAGAGGACCCAUUAAUUAAAGGCCCGAACACUCAAUCCGGAGCUGCUUCACAAUUAGAUCUUACUCAUCCCAAAAAUGAAGAAUCUAAGACAGACAUUUCUGAUCAAGAUUUUUCUGAACUAGACACAAAUGAUGAGGAAUCAAAACACAUGGAAGACUCAUUAGUAAAAGACCAGGAUCUUCAAUCAGAUCACUCUGUUCAACAUCCUCAAAAGUUAAAUCCUGUGGAAUCCAAAAAAACUGAGGAAGAAGUAAUUGAUCCUGGAGAUGAACAAGAAAAAGAGUUGGGUGAUGAAAAGAAAAAGAGUGCAAAGCAUGAGGAAGAUUUGGAGGGGACACCCAGGAAUGGAUCUGAAAAUAGCCACUUCUUUGCCUACUUGGUGACCACAGCUAUUAUUGUUGCUGCACUAUACAUUGCAUAUCAUAAUAAACGGAAAAUUAUUGCUUUUGCUCUAGAAGGAAAAAAAUCAAAGAUAACCCGAAGGCCCAAAUCCAGCGACUAUCAGCGACUGGAUCAAAAGAUCUAAACCCAGACCUGUCUGCACGCUCUUGUGUUGCAUGAGGACUCGUUUUGAAAAUGGCACAUAGAAACACGGACGAUGUCCAGCCUUUUGUCAGUACAGCCUCAGAGCCUGUUGGCUGUGUUACUGUGCCCACCGGGGUGGGUGGGUGGGUAGGGGGUGGGGGCUACGAAAGUGCUUUUAAUUGUGCACAUGCACUUUGCUCAUUGCCAUGCCUCAAAUUCCCUCUUUCAAAGCCCUGGACUGUUAAUUCCCCUUUCAGUGACUUUCCUGCAUUUUUCUUGUUUUUCUCCUGCGUUGUGACGAAGAACCAAUCACUAGACAGUGGCUCUGUGACUUUCCUCUAAAUGAUGCGGUACUUACUAUCUGUGAAAUUGAUCCUAAGGAAUGUUAAAUGACCAAGCUGACUUUGUCCCCUCGAUUCUGGAUGUUAGAAUCAUAGUCAACAUUGUGAGCUUGGAGCAGCACUUAUGAAGAUUGACUCUUGUCCCUAAAGUGCCCUCUUCCGCUGAGGCAUGUAUUGGCUGAUGCACUGGUUGAACAUCUCCUGUCUUAGGUGGCAAUAUUGAGAAGUGAAUAUCCUGUACUUCCUAUCUUAAGUGUCAAUAUUUGUGAAAUACCAGAGUUUUAAUGUUUGGCUUAAUAUGGCCCAAGUCUUGAGUUGAUCACUUAGAUCAGUUGCUCCUUUUCUGAUGCUAGACUGCAGAUAAAUGUUUGAAGAAACGUUGACUUCAGUAUUUGUCACUCCACCAUGCUCUGAAUGCUUAAUUCAAGCAUUCUUCAUGAAUUAAGAUCUUUCCGAUCCUUAGCACCACAUUCCCAUGGUUGAUCUCAGAAGGAGAACAAUCAGGUUGGGGCCAUUAUAAUCUGUUGUAAAUUGCACAAACUACCCAAUGGCAAUAGGAUCUAUUCACAAUCAAAGGCUGGCAAGAGACAGCCACUCGCUUUUCAAUCCAAGAAAGGAGCUGCUUGUUUAAAUCUUUCAUUGGCCCAUUCCACCCAUAGCCAGAGUAUUGCAUUCCAUGUGAAGGGCAUAAAAAUAGGAACAGAUCAAUGGAGCCAUUUAUAGAGAGGUGGCAGAAGAUGGCAGUUCAAUAGUAGGUGUGGUGCGUAUAUCCCCCCUCCCCCAUCUGAAUUCAGCACUGGUGUUUCUAUAAUUGCAUAGGCAGUCCUGUAAUGUGAAGCAGCUUUUUCACAUCGUUGCUAGCUUGAAUUUGUCCUGUGGCCUUCAUAUUCUUUUAAGUUAAUGUUCUGUAUGGCACAAGAAAGCUAAACUUAAGGUCUGUUUGAGAAUUACUUUGAUUUUAGUUUCCCCUUUCAUUUAGUCGGCUUAAAAAUAUUAUCACCCUUGGUGAGAAGCCAAGUUGCCUUUAGCCUUCGUCAAAUGGUAGGACAUUCAACCUGGGUCCCCUGUCCACCUGAAAGAAUCUUUCUGCACUUCUUUUCCUUAACAUUUCUGUAUAAAAUGCUUCCUGCUGAUAGAAAUGUCUCCACCCCAUUCCCAAAAAUUGUUGGGCAAUUUCUUACCAGCUCUUUGGAACUCAAAGUUCAAGUAUUUAGAAUUACAGAGAAGCAGUUAAACUCUUCCAUCAUCCAGCAGUUUGGUGUGCAAUCUCAUUCUGGCUCUGAAUAGAUUAAGUCAGGAAAAUCACCUUAGUGCUUGGUGUCCUUUAAAUGACAUAAAUAGGGGAAGUCCAUCGGUAUCUUUGGAAACCCAGCUGCCAGCUUUUGUAUGUGGUUAAUGUGUAACCUUACAUAUGAUAAAAAGUCAGAUGAUAAGUAAUGGGACAUUUCUAGGCCAUAAAAUGGCCUUUCUUACCUUGGAAUUAGCACAUGACAGUCAAUCCUAACAUAAAAUGUAAUUUUCUGGAGUGCAAUAGAAACUUUGGAUCAAAGUUGUGUCACGGGUGAAUGACCUCUGUCGUUGUGCAUGACGUGAAAAGUUUUGUCAUUUUCUUAGUUAUGAAGGAGUUGUUGGAACCUAAUAAAUUUUGUGGCAUUUUGAUUUUAGGCAUGAGGUUCAAGUUUAAAUAGGUAAAAGCUUGCUUCAUAUUCUUUGUAUUCAGGUUGUAAUUGUUUUUUUAAUCAGUUCAGUCGAGUUUCAUUGCUGGAUUGUUCUCUUCCAAAUGUCAAAAUCAGCUCUCUUCCCUGUUUGAAACCAGAAGUAUGUGUGUUUUUUUGGGAUUGGCCAGCUUUAAAAACAAAAUACCCUAUAUGUUCAGAUUUAUUUUUUAAUCUUUGUAAUCUUAGUGAACAAAUAAUAAAUGGCUACACCACCAUUC